GCAGCGGGUGUUCAACUUGGUCCACGAGGCGCUGCAGGAGCGCGGCAAGAACGACGGGUUCGACCUGUCGUUCUCGGGCGCCACGCUGACGCUCUGCUUCGUGCGGCGCGAGGCGCGCGAGGUGCUGGUCGGCUGGGUCGGCGACUCGACCUGCGUGCUCGCGCGGUCCGGCGCGGAG
Molecule: messenger RNA, 178 nt
Organism: Prorocentrum cordatum
Lineage: Eukaryota; Dinophyceae; Prorocentrales; Prorocentraceae
Source: the annotation of a GenBank genome assembly